Molecule: messenger RNA, 468 nt
Organism: Aspergillus glaucus CBS 516.65
Lineage: Eukaryota; Fungi; Ascomycota; Eurotiomycetes; Eurotiales; Aspergillaceae
Exons: 2
Coding region: 1-468 (155 amino acids)
Biological process (GO): glucan catabolic process
Molecular function (GO): beta-glucosidase activity
Source: RefSeq, a predicted model, not a curated record
AUGUCACUCCUUUCUUUCCACUGGCACUCGCUUUUUAUUUACUUGCAUUCCUUGCUGUCGUCCUCUAGUACAGUGGGUAAAAGCACCGGACUUCUGGACUCUGGAAAUUUCAUCCUCGGGCCAAAAUGGCAGGCUGCUUAUGGGAAAUCAAAGACCUUCGUUGCCGGCCUAACAAACCAGGAAAAGGUUAAGCUCACCACUGGCUCUGACGUACCCUCUGCAAACUGGACAGCUUUGCAAUUCAAAGACGGCGAUCAAGGUCUUAUUGGCUACUUCUACGCAUCCGGAUUCGCCGAAACCUCAACCCUUGUUCAAACCUUUGACAGAGACUUGAUCUACCUUCAAAUGAACGCCGUCGGUGACGAAAUAUACAAGAAAGGAUUCCAGGUGGUUAAUGGUCCGACAUCAGGCCCUCUUGGAAGGAGUCCAUGGGGUGGACGACUUGUCGAAGGACUGGGGCAGGACUAG